AAGCACCGCUAGGCCUCUCUGCCUGCCGACAGCUCUCAUCCUCACCCUCUUUCCGCGACGCUCAUUCUCGUCAAAGUCCACGCUCUUUGCAGCCCGUCAUCUUACUACUUCGCUGGUCGAGACAUACGCCAACACACAACAAGAGCACAGAUGGCUGCUCCCAGGAAUAUCUACCCCGCGAAUAACUCCUCAAAUUACCUUCCUAACUACCCUCCCCGUCCAAAUUCAGAUAGCUUCGAGGACUACAAGCCACCUGCAGAGGACGACAUCAUCGACUCGUACACGACGACCGCGGUGCCUCUGCCGAAGCAGACGUCCCCUGGAAAUCCCGCCUAUCUGCCACCACACGACAGACAGGCACCGCUUUAUCCCCCCUUCACUCAAAAACCAUCGUACCAAAGCUCAUGGGAUGGUCAACCGGAUACGCCUGGAGGUGGUGAUGCUUUACCUUCAAUCCCGCCGAAGGAGACGUUGAAGGUGGAGAAGCGCAGUUUCCUGGAUACCAUCCUGCCGGACUCGAUGGCCUGUCGGCUGUACGUGCUGACGGUGCUUCUGGAGACGAUCGUCGACAUCACGAUUGAGGCAGACUUGUAUCUUCGAAUCAAGGAUUUUUCAGACACGGGGGACCUAAGUGCGAAACGAUUACCAGUAUAUCUUGGGAUAUUCUGUUUUGCCCAUUUAUUCCAGCUCGGGAUGGCUUUUGAUGCUGUGCACGCACGGAACACCCUCCAAUUCAUGGCACUCACUAUCUUCAAUGCUCUAUUCUUGCUCUACGCCGUCAUUCAAAUAUUCGAGAUUAGGUCUUCCUUAUCGUCUAUAACAGAACUCAAAUCCAACGGUGGCAUCUCGGACAUCCCCGUAAACGUUCUGACAACCAUCAUUCCAAUUGUCAUAUCCGUCGCCGAGAUAGCGUACAUUGCACUCGGAUGGAAGAUCUGGCGUGAAUUUGGAUGGAAAGUCUACAAGCGAUUAGGUGCGGAUCGACAGGUGAAGCGUAUGUACGCGCAGUAUCAGAUUUUCGUGGGGAUCAUGAAGUUCGACGUGUUCUUUUUCGUCGGCUUUUGCGUGCAACUCAUUGCGCUUGUCCUGCAAAAUGGCGAUUGGGAGUAUUAUGUUACGGUUGCGGCUUUACCGUUCUCGAUUCUAGUACUUGUCGAUGGGUUAUUGGCUGCGCGCUAUGAGAACAAGUUAAUGAUGUUGUCGUUCAUGCUUGGGUGCGGAGGGGCAAUGGUAUACUUCGUAUACAAGCUUUUCAGGAUUUACCAAUUGAAUAACAUUGAGGAUGUGAGGCGGACAUUGACGGUCUUUGCCGUCAUCGCAAUCAUGCUAUUGAUCGCUACCGUCAUCUUAGCUUUCAUUGUGUUGCGUAACUUUGGUGGCGGGCUCAAGUAUCACAUGAACAAACCGGCCCGCUCGAAUUCCCUUCGUCGAAACGGAACGAAAUUCCAGCACGGCCCAAAGUCAUCGUACCCAAUGUCGUACAACCCGAACCGCAUGAGUAUUGAUUAAUCGUAAUUGAGAGAGAUCAAGAAAGUAUCCAAAAGAGAAGAAAAGAAAUUUACGGACCUCUCUCCUCUCUUCACUCAUGUAUUAGUUCUUCUGCCUAUCGCUCCUGUUACUCAGACUAGCCUGCGUGUCGCCGUACCCCCCUGAAUGGACAUUGUCACCUCACCACCAUGUGCAUAUUAUAUAAACAUUAUUCCUCUCCAUCUCUCCUCUCUCCCUAUUUGCAUUUGUGAAUGAACCGUGCCAUGCAUUCUGUUCACGAUGCAAAGAUAAACCCCCUCACCCGCCCUCCACUCUCCACCCGCCGUCC
Fomitiporia mediterranea MF3/22 is the source of this 1816-nucleotide messenger RNA. RefSeq lists its product as uncharacterized. The transcript is spliced from 7 exons. Bases 151 to 1509 code for a protein of 452 amino acids. Gene Ontology annotation, cellular component: Golgi apparatus. NCBI's taxonomy places the organism in Eukaryota, Fungi, Basidiomycota, Agaricomycetes, Hymenochaetales, Hymenochaetaceae. The record is from RefSeq and is a predicted model, not a curated record.